AUGGGUAAAUCAAGAGUGACACUCCUCAAGCAAGUCACUAUACCACGUUUGGAGUUGUCAGCCGCCACAGUUGCUGUUCGUAUGGAUAAGCUGAUCAAGAAGAAAUUGGACAUCCAAUUUGACUCUACACACUAUUGGACUGAUAGCAUGACUGUGUUGAGGUAUAUCAAGAAUGAGACUGCAAGGUUCCAUACCUUCAUAGCCAAUAGAGUAGCUGUGAUUCAUGAAGCAUCCAAUCCAGACCAAUGGUCCUAUAUCAACACUAGUCAUAAUCCAGCAGAUGAUGGUUCCAGGGGGCAGUCAAUUCAGGUGUUUCUGAAAAGCCAGAGACGGAUUACCGGACCUGAAUUCCGUUGGGAAACACAAGACCAGUGGCCUGUUAGAUCUUGCGAUAUGCAACUGAAUGAUGGAGAUCCGGAGGUCAAAAAACAUGUGAUUGUGAAUGCAGUAUCUACCAAUGACUCAGAGAAGCUAAUUAAUGAGUUGUUUGAGCGGUACUCAAGUUGGUAUAAACUAAAGCAAGCAGUAUCAUGGAUCUUGAAGAUAAAGAAGGCGUUGUUGAAACGUUGUAGGAACGAGCAAGAUAACUUCUUGACGGGUAUCAUUGUUCAAGAUCUUCAAGAAGCUGAACAUGCGAUUAUUAAGUGUGUUCAACAAGAAGCAUUUGAUGAAGAAAUACAUAGUGUGAGAAGUGCAAAGAAAUGGUAA
This is a messenger RNA of Saccoglossus kowalevskii, 708 nucleotides long. RefSeq lists its product as uncharacterized. The record is from RefSeq and is a predicted model, not a curated record. Lineage: Eukaryota; Metazoa; Hemichordata; Enteropneusta; Harrimaniidae.